This is a messenger RNA of Diatraea saccharalis (sugarcane borer), 1518 nucleotides long. NCBI's taxonomy places the organism in Eukaryota, Metazoa, Arthropoda, Insecta, Lepidoptera, Crambidae. The record is from the annotation of a GenBank genome assembly.
AUGGGGGGCAACCCUAAUGGUGACCCAGCUCUCUUGGUCCAUGGUCGUCAGGACAGUGCUGCUACCUUUAUCCCCAUCUUAGAGUAUUUGCCUGAUAACUGCUAUUAUGUUGCCCUCGACUUACCUGGACAUGGAAUGUCUGAUCCUUUGCCGAUAAGUCUCUUCUACAAUGCUAUAUAUCCUAAUAAGAUAAAGAAGUUCAUAUUCUUCGAUCCACUACCGUCUUUGCAGAGGUUGCAGCACACUGACCCUGUGCAAUAUUACAACAUGUUUUAUGCAGAAUAUUACGAGCAUUACAACGAGAACAAUCAGAACAACCGGUUCUUGAGUAAGGAGAAAGCUAUGGAAUCUGUGAUGAGAGCCAGGGGACUGAGUGCAAGCCAAGCUGAGAUAGUGCUGAGUAGAAAUUUGAAGAAAGUCGGAGAUAAUUUAUAUAGAUUAUCCUGGGAUCGUCGCUUAAAAUACCCUGCGCCCCAGAACUUCCCAAUCGACUACUAUUACCAGUUGUUCUCGAACAUUCCACCGACCCUCAUUAUAUCGGCUACAAAAGCCAAAGGCUACAGCGAAAGAGCAGCAGCAGUAGACGAGUUAGUCGACAGGUUGAAAACCACUGGCAAUUUAACACUUGAAACUGUUGAAGGAAACCAUGAUGUGCAUCUUGUUAGGCCUGAUGCUGUUGCUGAGAAACUGUUGCCCUUUUUAAAAGCGGACCAUUUGAAAAAAUACAGCACGUUGGUUAUACAGAACUGUCAUAUUACUCUAAUUAAUGUUAUACCGUAUGUAGAGGUACCCAAGCCGUGCCGCGACGACAACGCCACCAACGGAAGAACGAAGCAAACUUCCGCUCCCGCGCGGUCAUAUAAUAAUCUGCGCCGGCAUAUGCUUGCAAGCUUCAUCGACACUUUUCUUCCAUCCAUCAAUCCAUCUUCAUCAAUCAAGAGGAUCACUUCUCAGCGAUCCCUUCCGGGAUCUCCGUCCCCUUUGGACGAUGACUUCUCAAGGUCAUCCGAUACCGAUAACACUGUCAUCGCUACCCUCCGGAGGCAAUACCAGCGAGUGAGCCACUCUCCGCCCACUUUGAAAGCCGUGACACAAUCCCUUCGUACUAUUACCCCGCCCCCUUCCCGGCCGCAUGCGACCCCAAGCCGGGAAAAUCCAAAUCUCCCCCGCCCGUCUUCGUAUGGGACAAGGCGAGAUGGGCAGAGGUCUCCAGCCUCUGCUCAUCCAAUAAAAUCAAUUAUACCCAUGCCAAAAACGGGUACAGCUGUCCGGGUGGAAACACGCACUAGUGAGGACUUCAGAGCCCUCACUAGACUGCGUAACGUACCUUACGAACUUCCUGUCGACCAGAACCAAGAGAAUCUUUGCGAACAAGACUUCUCCGUGAAGUCUGUUCACAAAAUACACAACAGAGCCAGGAGGCCUUUCCCUCUGGCUCUGUUGAUCCUUCAAAAUGUUCCCUCAGCGCGUGACAUUUUCAAUGCCCUUAUGCCGUCGACCACGACCCCGACACAUUAG